GUGACAAGCUUGCCCGUCUAUUUACUUCUAAAAUUCAAUUCCAAAAGGGAGUUUCUUUCAGAACAUAAAAAUCAAAAUGAGUUUGAAAAAGAAAGUGUGCGGUCUAUGGUGCAAGCACAAGCCUUCGGAAAACCAAAAAGCAUUGGCCUUAGCCUUUGUGCCAUCAGCUGCCACCUUUGGACUGGCUGCAGCCUUGGCUGUUGUUUACUAUACCGAUUGGAAAGUAAUUGCCGGAUGGAUUCCCCUAUAUAACACCAAGUUUCCCAAACCCGAAGAUCCGAAGAAAAAGAAGAAAUAGGAGAUGAGUGCUGCCGCUUCACUUAUUUUUAGUCUCUGUGGUUGAACAAAAUCAGACUUUUGAAGAUCGUGCCUUUCCCUCGGAAAUAAUUCAAAUAAACGCUUUUACUGGCAUUCAA
Messenger RNA from Drosophila subpulchrella, 416 nucleotides. RefSeq names its product cytochrome b-c1 complex subunit 10 (gene UQCR-6.4L). Bases 77 to 298 code for a protein of 73 amino acids. The record is from RefSeq and is a predicted model, not a curated record. The transcript has 2 exons. Lineage: Eukaryota; Metazoa; Arthropoda; Insecta; Diptera; Drosophilidae. Gene Ontology annotation, cellular component: mitochondrial inner membrane. Gene Ontology annotation, biological process: mitochondrial electron transport, ubiquinol to cytochrome c.